AUGCUACAUUUUAAUGGCAAUUGGGAUAGCUAUGGUAGAUUUAGAGAUUUUCAAGUUGAUGGCAUUAUGCUUAAUGAGGAUGCAAGUUACAGUAUGUUGAUUUCUACAAUUGCAGAGCAAUUAAUGAUUGAUACUUCAGAAAAAAUUGUAGAAAUCAAAUAUAUUGUGAAUGAGAAUUGUCCUCCAAUAGAGAUUAGGAAUAAUGUGGGGGUUAGUGUGUAUAUAGAGACAAAAAAGGAGAAUAAAAACUUAGGAUCGUAUCCGUUACUCAUAAGUGUACGAGAUUUCAAUAUGGAAUUGGCUAUUACAAAUGAGAACACAAGUGCAGAAAACUGUAAUUGGCAUUUCAAGGCAACAUCAAUUAAUGAUUCUGCAAUGUUCAAGAUCAGGAGUUUCAAUCGACAACACACAUGCACCUUAAUGAAUGAUACAUUCAUACAGCGCAAACGUACUGCAGCUGUAGUUGGUAGCAUGGUCAUGCCAAAGUAUUGUGAUCCUAAGAUAGUUUACACACCAAAGGACAUACAAACUGACAUGUUGUCCCAACACGGAGUGAACCUAAGCUACAUGCAAGCAUGGAGGGCAAAAGAAAAGGCUUUACAGUUAUUGAGAGGUCAUCCGGCUGACUCCUACAACAAAUUAUCAAAAUAUUUUUAUAUUCUUGAGAAGAUGUAUCCUGGUUCAUUUGUUAAAUUGAAGAAGACAACAGAUGAAUGUUUCUUAUAUGCAUUUGUUGCUCUUUGUACAUCAAUAAGUGGUUGGAAAUAUUGUAGACCAGUAGUAGUGGUUGAUGGGACAUUCUUAAAGACAACUUACAGGGGGAUUAUGCUAACAGCAAGCACAAUGGAUGCAGCAGAUACAAUAUUGCCUCUGGCAUAUGCUGUGGUUGAUUCAGAAAACGACGCAUCGUGGAAGUGGUUUUUUGAGCAAUUCAAGCAAGCAUAUGGUGAAAGAACUUCAAUGUGUGUUGUUUCAGAUAGGAAUGAGAGUAUCCUGAAGGCAACAUCAAUUGUCUAUUCGAACGUACCACACUACUCUUGCGUGUGGCAUAUUUGGACAAAUAUAAGGGCAAAGUUCAAGAAGGGUCAUCUACAAUUAAAUGAAUUAUACUUUGCUACAGCAGGGUCAUACACUCUGGAUGAAUUUAAUGAAAGGAUGACGAAGAUUGAAGAGAUAGACCCGCAUGUUAAAUCAUACCUCUAUGAUAUUGGCUAUCAUAUAUGGUCAAGAGUACAUGCAACGGUGAAUAGAACUUGGACUAUGACAUCAAACAUUGCCGAGUUGUUGAAUGAUGUAACAAAAGAGGCAAGAGAGCUGCCAAUAUUUGACAUAUUAGAGUAUAUGAGGACACUUCUUGAACGUUGGAUGAAAGAAAAGUUAUUGAAGGCAAAGGGUACUUUCACAUACCUUGGGUACAAAUUCAACAAAGAAUUGGAGAAAAACAGUACAUUAUCUCAGAAACUUAGGGUGAGGGCUUCAACAGAUCAUAUCUAUACUGUGAUAGAUGGUGUGAAGCGGUAA
Nicotiana tabacum (common tobacco) is the source of this 1521-nucleotide messenger RNA. Lineage: Eukaryota; Viridiplantae; Streptophyta; Magnoliopsida; Solanales; Solanaceae. The record is from RefSeq and is a predicted model, not a curated record.